Molecule: messenger RNA, 387 nt
Organism: Rhinolophus ferrumequinum (greater horseshoe bat)
Lineage: Eukaryota; Metazoa; Chordata; Mammalia; Chiroptera; Rhinolophidae
Gene: CXCL9
Product: C-X-C motif chemokine ligand 9
Exons: 4
Biological process (GO): cellular response to lipopolysaccharide; neutrophil chemotaxis; antimicrobial humoral immune response mediated by antimicrobial peptide
Cellular component (GO): extracellular region
Molecular function (GO): chemokine activity; CXCR chemokine receptor binding
Source: RefSeq, a predicted model, not a curated record
AUGAGGAAAGGUGGCGUUCUGUUCCUUUUGGUUAUCAUCUUCCUGACUCUGACUGGAAUUCAAGAUAAGGGAGCCCCAAUAAUGAGGAAUGGACGCUGUUCCUGCAUCAAAACCAACAAAAGGACCAUCCACUUAAAAUCCUUAAAGGACCUUAAACAGUUUGCCCCAAGUCCUUCUUGUGAGAAAAUUGAAGUCAUUGCUACAAUGAAGAAUGGGGACCAAACAUGUCUAAACCCAGAUUCAACAGAUGUGAAAGAACUGAUUAAACAGUAGGAUAAACAGGUCAGCCAAAAUAAAUCGCAAAAGAAAGGAAUAAAACAUCAAAAAAGCAGAAAAGUUCUAAAAGUUAAAAGAUCUCAACGUCCUCAUCAAAAGAAGACUACAUAA